AUGGCAAAUGAUUCCAAGUUAUCCAAUGAUAAAGGCGAAUUUAUUCGUGCUACUUCAUCGUUUCGUAAUUGGGUAAAGGCUGAUGGUAGUAGUCCUUUUCCUGCCGAAAAGAAUCGCUAUCAUUUGUAUGUGUCUCUCAGUUGCCCAUGGGCUCAUCGCACCUUAAUCACCAGAAAAUUGAAAGGCCUCGAAAAUAUCAUAACGGUCGAUAUAGUUGACUGGCUUCGAACAUCAGCGGGCUGGAGAUUUAGUCCGGAGAAACCUGGAUGUACAGCAGAUACCGUAAAUGGUAAGGAGUACGUUGAGGAAAUCUACAAAUUAGCCGAUCCGCUUUAUACAGGCCGAGUGACUAUUCCGAUUCUUUAUGAUAAGAUCGCCAAAACUAUAGUCAACAACGAGUCUAGUGAAAUUAUUCGCAUAUUAAAUUCGGAAUUUAACGCAUUAUGUGCAACAUCUCAACAACGUGAUUUGGAUUUAUAUCCACAAGAAGUAAGGCAGGAAAUUAAUGCCCUAAAUGGUUGGAUUUACAGCCAGAUCAACAACGGUGUUUAUCGUGCCGGUUUUGCAACAACACAAGAAGCCUAUGAUAAUGCUGUUGACGAUGUUUUCGAUGGGUUAAACAAAGUCGAAGCCAUACUAUCGAAACGUCGCUAUCUGACUGGUGAUCAAAUAACGGAAGCUGAUAUUCGAAUAUUUCCUUCAUUAGUUCGAUUUGACACUGUUUAUGUGCAACAUUUUAAGUGCAAUAUUAGGCGCAUCAUUGAUUAUCCCAAUAUAUGGGGCUAUUUACGUGACUUAUAUCAAAUCCCUGAAUUUGGUAGUACGGUUCAUAUGGAACACAUUAAGAAGAGCUAUAUGAUGAGCAUGGAGAAUAUAAAUCCGAAUGGCGUAGUUGCUAAAGGACCUGAAAUUGAUUUUAACACUUAUCACGGGCGUGAUAAAUUAUACUAA
Messenger RNA from Trichoplax adhaerens, 951 nucleotides. RefSeq lists its product as uncharacterized. The transcript has 4 exons. Gene Ontology annotation, cellular component: cytoplasm. NCBI's taxonomy places the organism in Eukaryota, Metazoa, Placozoa, Uniplacotomia, Trichoplacea, Trichoplacidae. The record is from RefSeq and is a predicted model, not a curated record. Bases 1 to 951 code for a protein of 316 amino acids. Gene Ontology annotation, molecular function: glutathione transferase activity.